Molecule: messenger RNA, 1270 nt
Organism: Polyodon spathula (Mississippi paddlefish)
Lineage: Eukaryota; Metazoa; Chordata; Actinopteri; Acipenseriformes; Polyodontidae
Product: insulin-like growth factor-binding protein 2-A
Exons: 4
Coding region: 11-1057 (348 amino acids)
Biological process (GO): regulation of insulin-like growth factor receptor signaling pathway
Cellular component (GO): extracellular region
Molecular function (GO): insulin-like growth factor II binding; insulin-like growth factor I binding
Source: RefSeq, a predicted model, not a curated record
AUGUCCUAAUAUGGACACCGUACCUCAGCUUUUACUUAUCAUUUUCACUAGGUGGCUUGGACCUGUCAAUUCAGUAUCCAAGGUAAUUUGUCAGUCUGUAGGACCUAGUACGGCGUCUUCCACAGUCCUACCUGUCAUUCUCUUCAGUCUUUCACCCGGAGUAGCUCUCCACUGUUAUGUGCUAUUAAUCUGCAGUUUGAACUCUGCUGCUAAAAUGAUUUUAUAUAUUGGCUGUACCUUGUUGUUGGCAUCUGUGUUCAUCCUCGACACCUCACUUGGGGAGGUGGUGUUUCGUUGCCCGAGUUGUGCUGCAGAGCGCCAGGCUGGUUGCCCCGAAAUCAGGAUGCCAUGUACAGAGCUGGUGCGGGAGCCCGGCUGUGGUUGCUGCCCGGUAUGUGCCCGACAAGAGGGUGAGACCUGUGGGGUGUACACCGCGCGCUGCUCCACCGGACUUCGGUGUUACCCGAAACCAGACUCAGAGGUACCCCUGCAGGAGCUGGUGCAGGGACACGGGCGCUGCGGGCGAAGAAAUGACGAGGAGAGUAAAGGGAGUAACGAAAAUGGAGCUAGUGCAGAGUUUCUUGAUCAGUUGGAGGUGAGUCUGACUGAGGCCAUACCAGAGGGCCGCAAGACGAACGGUCAGCGGAAUGAAGCAAAGGAUUUGGCUGUGAUCCGACUCCGGCAGACCGAACAGGAACGUCAGAUGUGCAAGGGACCGAAACAGCCCCACACCACUGAAGUCAGUAAGAGGACCAGGCUAAAACCGAGUCUGUGCCAAAAGCAACUGGACCAGGUCCUAGAGAAGAUCUCCAUGAUGCAUAUCCACGAUGAGAAGGGACCCCUGGAGCUCCUGUACACAAUGCACAUGCCCAACUGUGACAAGUGGGGGCUCUACAACCUCAAACAGUGCAAGAUGUCUAUAAACGGACAGCGAGGCGAGUGUUGGUGUGUGAGCCCAAGCACAGGGAAGCCUAUUCCAAACUCCCCCAUGGUAAGGGGGGACCCCGAGUGCAAUCUAUACUACAACGAAAAUGAGGACCCCGUACCCCAAAAAUAGCAAGUAUUCCAGUAACCCCCACCACCACGCGUCCAGAAACAUAUGGUCUGGGCCCUCCAGGCAACAUGGAACUCCUGGAGAAACAACAGAUUAUAUAACUAUGCAAGCUAUGGAUGUAUAUUUUAUAGUUUGUUUUUAUACAGACUAUAAAGUCAAAUAUCACCAAUAUCACUUUUUAGAGUUUGGUGGCCCUUAUGGUUUUAAAAAUGUAAA